Molecule: messenger RNA, 1285 nt
Organism: Leptomonas pyrrhocoris
Lineage: Eukaryota; Euglenozoa; Kinetoplastea; Trypanosomatida; Trypanosomatidae
Product: putative ribosome-interacting GTPase 2
Exons: 1
Coding region: 161-1285 (374 amino acids)
Biological process (GO): cytoplasmic translation
Cellular component (GO): cytoplasm
Molecular function (GO): GTP binding; GTPase activity
Source: RefSeq, a predicted model, not a curated record
AGGAAGGAUAAAAGCGCUCUGAGGCAGUACAAGUCAUCUUCGCCUCUGACGUGAGUGGAGGACGUUUGUUGCUACGCCGCUCGUCCGCACCCAACGGUGUACGCCACCACCCACCGUCUCUUUCUCGUUUCUUCUUCGCUGCUCAUCGCCGCGUGACAGCAUGGGUCUGCUGGAGCGCCGAAAGGCCAUCGAAGAAGAGAUCGCGCGCACGCAGAAGAACAAAAAGACCGAGUACCAUGUGGGUCGCCUAAAGGGCCAGUUGGCCCGCAUUAAGACCGAGAUGCUCGAAAACGCGGCCCGUGCGGCCGGCGCGAAGGGCGGAGACGGCUUUGACGUGCGCCGCAGCGGUGACGUCCGCUGCACCCUUGUCGGCUUCCCCUCCGUCGGAAAGUCGUCGUUUCUGUCGCGGGUCACGCAGACGGAGAGCGAGGCGGCGAACUACGAGUUCACCACCCUCACCUGCAUUCCUGGCAAGUUGAUGCACAAAGGGACGGAGAUCCAAAUUUUGGACCUGCCCGGUAUCAUCGAGGGUGCGGCGGAGGGCAAGGGCCGUGGUCGCCAAGUGAUUGCCACCGCACGCACGGCCGACAUGAUUAUCUUGAUGCUCGACGCCGCCAGAGCUGAGGCACAACGGUCUAAAAUUGAAAAUGAACUAGAGUCGGUUGGCAUCCGCCUGAAUCAGCGUUUCCCCAACGUAACGUUUAAGAAGAAGGCGUCGUGCAGCAUGAAUGUCGUGAGCUACAGCUCCACGGUGCCGCAGACGCGCGGUGUGUCAGAGCAGAUGGUCAAGGAGGUGCUGAAGGACUACGGCAUCUUCAACGCGGAUGUGGCGCUGCGCGAGGACAUCACCGUUGAUCAACUGAUCGACGUCAUUGAGGGCAACCGCAAGUACAUGCCGUGCCUCUACGUGUACAACAAAAUUGAUACGAUCACCAUGGAGGAGAUGGACCGUCUCAGCCGUCUGCCGCACGCGGUGGUGCUGUCACUGCACUGGGAUUUGAACGUGGAUGAGGUGAUCGACGAGGUGUGGGAGCACCUGAACAUCAUCCGCAUUUACACCAAAAAGCACGGCGAGCACCCAGACUUUGGCAAGCCGUUUGUAGUGAAGCGCGACUCCAGCGUAGAGCACAUCUGCAAGCGCAUUCACAAGGAUAUCGCGUCCCGGUUCAAAUACGCGCUUGUGUGGGGCACCAGCGCCAAACAUCAACCGCAGCGUGUGGGCAUUGCGCACGAGUUAGAAGACGAGGAUGUCCUCCAGAUUAUGCUGCGGACGGCCAACGAGUAA